Molecule: messenger RNA, 3888 nt
Organism: Monoraphidium neglectum
Lineage: Eukaryota; Viridiplantae; Chlorophyta; Chlorophyceae; Sphaeropleales; Selenastraceae
Product: biotin carboxylase
Exons: 33
Coding region: 1-3888 (1295 amino acids)
Biological process (GO): fatty acid biosynthetic process
Molecular function (GO): ATP binding; acetyl-CoA carboxylase activity
Source: RefSeq, a predicted model, not a curated record
AUGACCUAUCCCCUCCCCCUCUCCCCUCAAACACACCACCAUCACCGCCACCGCCACCCCGCCCCAAAGGUGCGUGCGUAUGAGUCCAUCACCAGCAAGGCUGCGGAGUACCUGGGCUUCCUGUCCAAGGGCCAGCUGCCCCCCAGGGACGUGGGCCUCAUUCACUUCUCGGACGACCUGGUGCUGGAGGGCGUUAAGUACAGCGUCACGGUGGCGCGCAGGGGCCCGACCAACUUCAGCGUGGUGUGCGGCGGCGUCACCACCGACGUCGUCGCGCGCAAGCUGGGGGACGGGGGGUACCUGCUGCAGGUUGACGGGGAGGGCCACGUGAUGCACACCGAGGAGGAGGCCCUGGGCACGCGGCUGGUGAUGGACACGCUGUCCUGCCUCAUAGAAAAGGAGCAGGACCCAUCAAAGCUCAUAGCCAUGUCGCCCGGCAAGCUGGUGCGCCAGCUGGUCAGGGACGGGGACCACGUGGAGAAGGGCGCGGCAUACGCAGAGGUGCGCGGUCAGGAAGACGCCCUGGGGAGCGGGGUUGAGGUGAUGAAGAUGAUGAUGCCGCUGCUGUCCCCCGCGGCCGGCGCCAUCACCUUCAGCGCGUCAGAGGGCCAGCCCCUGCUGGCGGGGGAGCUCAUCGCAACACUGGACCUGGACGACCCCAACGCCGUGACGCGUGCGGUUGACUUUGCGGGCAGCUUCCCGGAGCUGGGUCCCCCCCAGGUGUACAGUGACCGCGUGGACCACCGCUUCAACCAGGCCCUGCACGCAGCAAAGAUGAUCAUGGCCGGCUACGAGCACCCCGGUGUCGAGACCCUUGACGAGCUGGUGGCGUGCCUGGACCACCCCGCACUGCCCCUGCUGCAGUGGAGCGACGAGUACUCCUUCGUGGAGGGCAGGCUGCCCCCUGCCAUCACUGAGAAGCUGGAUGACGUCAUUGCACAGCACGAGGUUGAGCUGUCCAGUGGCCUGGAGCUGGACAAGCCCCCGGCAGAGUUCCCCGGCAGGCAGCUCAUGAGGGUGCUGAGAGAGGCCGUAGGGGCCGUCCCUGUGUCGGACCGCGCCAUGCUCCAGACGCUGCUGGAGCCCCUCAUGCGCGUGGCCAAGGCUCACAGCCGCGGCAAGGAGGAGUACGCGCACGCAGUGGUGGGUGACCUCCUGGAGCAGUUUGCCAGCGUUGAGGAGAAGUUCCAGCAGGCCGGGGCCACGGAGCAGGAGAUGAUCGACGCGCUGCGCAAGAGCUACGCCAACAACCACCAGGGCCUGCCCCUCAAGCUGGAGCUCGUCAAGAGGAUACUCUCAACACUCGUGCUGCCCAGCCCCGUGCCCUACCGCUCCCUGCUGCGCCGCUUCGCCGCGCUCAGCAGCAAGAGCACCGCAGAGGUGGCCCUGCGCGCGCAGCAGCUGCUGGAGGUCAGCCUGCUAGCGGACAUGCGCGCGGUGGUGGCGCGGGCCCUCUCGGGCCUGGACAUGUUCAGCAGCGCCGACGGCGGGAAGCAGCCCUCGCCCACGGCGGCCGGCGCCGGCGCGACGCCGUUCACGGCGACGGCGGCAGCCGCAGCGGCGGGCGGGGUUGUUGCGCGCAAGGCCACCAUUAGGGAGGGCGUCUACGCCGGCCUCAACAGCCUGCUGCCGCCCGGCAUCUCCGUCCUGGAGGGACGCCUCAGCGCAGAGGGCCGCGUGUCUGGCGCGGGCUCCAGCACCUACGGCCUGGCGGAGCGCAUCGGCGGCGUGACCGUGGAGCGCAGCAGCAGCAACGGCGGGCCCGUCACGCCCCAUGUGGAGCACAAAAUUGAGACUCUGGUGGCCGCCCCGGCGGCGGUGGAGGAGGCGCUCGCGUCACUGAUCGUGGACCACCAGGACCCCGCGCUGCAGUACCGCGCCCUGCUGACCUACAUCAAGAGGGUGUACCACCCCUUCCUGCUGAGGGAGCCCCAGAUCUCCAUCAGCGGGGGCCGCGUGGUGGCAGCCUGGGUCUAUGAUGACCCGCGCCUGGCCAACACCAGCCACACCCGCCACCAGGUGGGCGCUUUUCUGGUGACCCCCAGCCUGGAGGACCUGGCGGACAACCUGGCCCCUGUGGCGGCCGCGAUGGCCGGCAUGGGUGCAGGCGGCUCGGGCGGCACUCUGCACAUCGCUGUAUGCGGUGGCGACGCCCUGAAGCUCUCCCAGGCAGCGGAGGUCCUGUUGCUGCCCGGCGCGCUGGGCGCCGCCGAGCCCGCCGCCGCCGCGCUGCAGCUCGCCGGCGCUGGCGAGGAUGGUAGCAACGCGGCAGAGUCGGUGCGGCGCGCAGCGGCGGCGGUCGCCAAUGCCAAGCUGGCGCUGCGGGGGCUGCAGGUGUCCACCGUGAGCGUGCUGGCGCCCGGCGUGAGCACGAUGCCGCUGCGCAGCGGCUUUGUGUGGGACGAGGCCACGGGGGCCUUCAAGUACGACCCCUUCCUGCGCCAGGUCGAGGCGCCCGUGGCGCGCGUGCUGGAGCUGGACAAGCUCUCCGGCUCCGAGGUGGCCUACACCCCCAGCCGCAACAGGCAGUGGCACAUGUACGCCCGCAGCGACAGGGAGCCCAGGGGUCCCGCGCUCAAGAGGCUCUUCCUGCGAGGACAGGUGCGCCAGCUGGGCCACCCAGCCCUGCUGGCAGCGCAGUACAGCGGCAACAACAUCGCGGUCGCGACCGCGGCGGUCAACGAGCUCGAGGAGGCUCUGGUCAACUGCCUGGAGGAACUGACACGCCCGGCACCCGACCACGGCGCUGCCGGCAAGGCUGACUGGGUUCACCUCUUCUUCAGCGUGCUGCCGCUGCUGCCGCUGCACCACGCGAAGGACGAGGCCCGCGUCGCGUCCGCCCUGCGCAGCGCCGUCGCUGCUCUGGUGGCCAAGCACAACGCCGCGUUCCGCACCGCGGCGGUGGCGGUGUGGGAGAUCCGGUUCCGGGUGCCUGACGCCAGCGGCGCUUGGCGCGUGCUCGUGUCGUGCCCGACUGGCCAUGAGGCUGGUGAGGAGCAUGUGGAGGUGUACCGCGAGGCGCUGCAGGCUGACGGCGGCGACGGCGCGGCGCCGGAGCUUUGCUACGCUGUGCCGGCAUCAGAGCAGGCGUCAGGCGUGUCCCCCUCCGACUGCACCCUCCACGGCCGCCGCCUGCUGCAGCCCUACCCGGCCCUGGAGCCGCUUCAGAUCAAGCGGCUGGCGGCGCGGCGCCACAACACCACCUACUGCUACGACUUCCCCACCGUGUUUGAGAACGCCCUGCGCGACAUCUGGUCCCUGCGUGCGGCCCAGGGUGAGCCCAACAGCGUGCCGCCUGCGGGCCGCCUGGUGGAGGCCGUGGAGCUCAAGCUGCCCUCAGGCAUCACGCAGGACUUCCGCACCACGCGGCUGGAGCUGACGCGUGUCGAGCGCGAGCCGGGCCUCAACACCACGGGCAUGGUGGCGUGGCUGAUGACGCUCAAGACACCCGAGUGCCCACAGGGCCGACAGGUCGUGGCCAUUGCCAACGACAUCACCUACCAGAGCGGCGCCUUUGGGCCGCGCGAGGACUGCCUCUUCAGGGCCGCCACAGAGCUGGCGCUGGAGGAGAAGCUGCCCUGCAUCUAUCUCGCCGCCAACAGUGGUGCGCGCCUGGGUGUGGCCACUGAGGUCAGGGACAACCUCAGGGUGGCCUGGGCCGACGACGACGCCCCCACUAAGGGCUUCAGCUACAUCUACCUGUCUGACGAGGACUACCACCGGCAGCUGCCCGGCGGCGCCACCAUUGGCGCCUCCGUACGCGCGGAGCCCCUGGUCACACCCUCGGGUGAGAGGCGCUGGGUGGUGAGUGACAUCAUCGGGGCGGAGGACGGCCUGGGGGUGGAGAACCUCUCAGGGUCGGGCGCCAUCGCCUCCACAUACUGGUGA